AUGAAGGAUGAGAAGUGGCUGCUAAGAAGGACCCUCCUGCAGCGAAUCUGCUGUGAGGAGGCAGCGCUGGCCCAGCUUGUCAUUUCCUUCUCUAAGCUCAUUCCAGAGUCGGCCCAGGCGCCCGGCGAGGAGCUAGCGCUGGGAGGCGGCGGCCCGAGGUAUGUGUUUUUCCGACAAAGUUCAGAACUGGUUAAGGACAGGCUAUGGGACUCAGUAGAGGAAGCUGAGAACAAGCAGCCACAGGAACAAGAAAUACCUCCAUCUUGCCUGGGCCUGGAGCCACAGGAGACCCUUCCGAAGGUGAGGAAUGUUCUGGAACAAUGCAAGACCUGCCCAGGCUGCCCCCAGGAGACAGCGUCCUGGGGUCUCUGUGCGGCAUCCAGCAACGUGAGCCUGCAGGACCCCGAGGAGCCCUCCUUCUGCUUGGAAGCUAAGGACGACUUGGAGGAUCCAGAGGCCCUGAGCUCACUGCUGCUGUUCCUGAAUACCUCCGGAUACAAGGCCAGCUUCCGUGACCUGUUCAACGUGGCACUGCCAUGGCUGAGCGGCAUGUUCUGCAGCUUUAGUGACAAGGAGGAGCUGACUGGGCGCCUGGCACAGGCCCGAGGGGCGGCCAAGAAAGCUGGCCUCCUCCUGGCCCUGGCCAGGCUCUGCUUCCUCCUGGGGCAGCUGUGCAGCAGGAGGCUCAAGCUGUCCUAGGCCCGGGUGUACUUUGAGGAAACACUGGGGACCCUGGAGGGCAGCCUCAGGGACCUGUUCCAGGUGGUGGCUGUGUACGCCAACCUGACCAGCAUUUACCAGAAGCAGAACCGGGAGAACUGUACACAGGUGGUUCCCAAAGCCAUGGCCCUGCCCCUGGGGACGCCCGGCCACAUCUGCAGCACCGAGGCGGACGGGGAGCUCCUGCAGCUGGCGCUGCAGUGGGCGAUGGGUGGACAGAGCCUGCAGGCCGAGUCCCAGGCCUGCUUCCUGCUGGCCAGGCACCACGUGCACCUCAAGCAGCCCGAGGAGGCCCUGCCCUUCCUAGAGCGGCUGCUGCUUUUGCACAGGGACUCAGGAGCCCCAGACGCUGCGUGGCUCUCAGACUGCUCCCUGCUCCUGGCUGACAUCUACAGCCGCAAGUGCCUGCCCCACCUGGUGCUAAGCUGUGUCAAGGUGGCCUCAUUGAGGACACUGGACUCGCUGGCCGGCUCGCUGAGGAGCGUGAACCUGGUGCUCCAGAACGCCCUCCAGCCCCACAGCCUCCCCACCCAGACUUCCCACUACCUCAGGCGAGCUCUGGCCUCCCUAACCCCGGGCACGGGCCAGGCACUGCGUGGCCUUCUCCACGCCAGCCUGGCCCAGCCGUACAACCACCAAGGCUCCCAUGGCCCGGCCAUCACCUUCAUGACGCAGGCAGUGGAAGCCAGUGCUGUUGCUGGAGUCUGUGCCAUCGUGGACCCCCUGGUGGCCCUAGCCUGGCUGCACAUGCUUCAUGGGCAGAACCUGGUGGCCUUGAACAUCCUGCAGUCUGUCCAGGAUGCAGUGGUGGCCAGCGAGGACCAGGAAGGUGUGAUUGCCAAUAUGGUGGCCGUGGCUCUGAAGAGGACGGGCCGGACGAGGCAGGCAGCCGAGGGCUACUACCAAGUCCUAUGGAGGGCUUGGGACCUGGGGCAGCAGAGGAACCAGGCAGUGGUGCCGGCCAACUUCGGGAGCCUGUGCCUGCACGUGGGUGCCAGCAGGCUGGCCCAGCACUACCUCCUGGAGGCCGUGCGUCUGUUCUCGAGGCUUCCCUGUUUGGAGUGUGGCCGGGACUUCACCCACGUACUCCUGCAGCUGGGUCACCUCUGUACCCGCCAGGGCCCGGCCCAGCAGUGCAAGGGCUACCAUGAGUGGGCCCUUCUGGUCGCCGUGGAGAUGGACCACGUGGAGAGUGAGUGCCCCAGUUCCUCUUGUGCGCCUUCUGGGGCCACUCGGCUGCGGGCCGUCCAGCGGCUGUGCUACUUCUACAGCGUCGUCUUGCCCAGCGAGGCCCAGUGUGUCAUCUACCAUGAGCUCCAGCUCUCCCUGGCCCUCAAGGUGACUGACAAGGUGCUUAGGGGGCAGCUCCUGGAGACCAUCAGUCAGCUCUACCUGUCCCUGGGCACCAAACGGGCCUACAGAUCUACUCUGGACUACACCAAACGAAGUCUGGGAAUUUACGUUGACCUCCAGAGGAAAGAGAAGGAGGCGCAUGCCUGGCUGCAAGCAGGGAAGAUCUAUUACAUCCUGCGGCAGAGUGAGCUGGUGGACCUGUACAUCCAGGUGGCACAGAAUGUGGACCUGUACACAGGCGACCCCAACCUGGGGCUGGAGCUGUUUGAGGCAGCUGGAGACAUCUUCUUCAAUGGGGCCUGGGAGCGGGAGAAAGCCGUGUCCUUCUACCAGGACCGGGCCCUGCCCCUGGCAGUGACUACGGGCAACCGCAAGGCGGAGCCACAGCUGCAGCUGUGCAACAAGCUGGUGGCAAUGCUGGCCACGCUGGAGGAGCCCCAAGAGGACUUGGAGGUUGCCCGCAUGGCCCUAGCACUCAGCAUCACUCUGGGGGACCGGCUGAACGAGGGCAUGGCCUACCACCGGCUGGCCACCCUGCACCACCAUCUGGGCCAUGGCAAGCUGGCGGAGCACUUCUACCUCAAGGCCCUGUAGCUCUGCAACUCGCCGCUGGAGUUCGAUGAGGAGACCCUCUACUCCGUGAAGGUGUACCUGGUGCUCGGUGACAUCAUCGUCUAUGACCUGAAGGUGGGUGGGAGGGGCAGGGCUUGGGGUGUUCCCGGUCCCCUUGGAGUGGGAUCUCCACCCAGACCCCAGAGGCCUGGGUUCCAGCCUUCCUUAGGAAUGGCCCAAGCCUUCAUCUCUUCAUCUGUAACCAAAGACAAAGCCUCCCCCAAGGUUCCAAAAGUGUGGAGAGAACGCAUGGGAAACGAGGGGCACAGAAGUCUCAGCAACAAAUCUACCAAACAUGAUCAACAUCACAGAAUAUUCAUCGAGGCUUUUGGCUGUUGUUUCUCCCCAAGUUCACUCUGGAACCAGAAUGGCAACACUCGGAACAGGAUGGUUCUCAGUCACUGA
This is a messenger RNA of Piliocolobus tephrosceles (Ugandan red Colobus), 3090 nucleotides long. Its product is annotated as SH3 domain and tetratricopeptide repeat-containing protein 1-like. Gene Ontology annotation, molecular function: protein binding. The record is from RefSeq and is a predicted model, not a curated record. Lineage: Eukaryota; Metazoa; Chordata; Mammalia; Primates; Cercopithecidae.